Colletotrichum truncatum is the source of this 1419-nucleotide messenger RNA. RefSeq lists its product as uncharacterized. Lineage: Eukaryota; Fungi; Ascomycota; Sordariomycetes; Glomerellales; Glomerellaceae. The record is from RefSeq and is a predicted model, not a curated record.
AUGCCAGCUAAUGGCCCAAGCAUAAACCUUUGCAAAGUCGUACAUUCUGCUGUGGCUCUUGGGUAUCCGAUGCCUACACUGCUAAACUGGAACGGAGAGUUCAACCGACCUGAUUGGCACUUUUCCGGCUCUCAUAUUGCAAAGUUAGAGUCCCUCCUUGUUGCUCUUGAUACGCUUUACGAAGAAAACCACGCAGUCGAUGACGAUAUUGCGCUUCUGGUUGAUGCCUAUGACGUAUGGUUUCAGCUCCCUCCUUCAGCUCUUCUUGACAGAUUCCACAAAGUGAAUCUUGAGGCAGACAAAAGAGUACACAAGUCAUGGACAGAUUCCGGUUAUGAUCCUCAGUUUCCUAUCGCCCCACCAAAACAAAACAUCAUCAUCACCACAGCCAAAGAUUGCCAACCAGGCCCAGAAUCUGGUUCUCAUCCUAACUACAACCACUGGCCUGAUUCGCCACUGCCUUCUGACUUUUACGGACAAGAUACAGAUAAGAUUGACGUUUCUGCGGACUCGGCGAGAAAAUACAGAAGAAUUCGACCGAGAUGUGUGAACAGCGGAAUGAUUAUGGGCAAAGUGGGACCUCUAAGGGCUGCACUUCGAAGGUGCAAAGAGAAGGUUGAGAUCGUCUCAAAGAAGGGGCGCCAAUUGUGGAGCGACCAGGCCUUGAUUGCAGAGGUUAUUGGAGAGCAAGAGAUGUUGCGCGAAUGGAUCCGUUCUAUCUUGCGACCCGUCGAUCAACCUUUUGGCCAUCCGCAGGACCUGUCCAAGGAAGUCCGAAAGGUUGCAGAAGCAGGUCUUGGCGGGCAGCGCUUCGAAUUUGGAAUCGGCUUGGAUUACACCUUCAGCACAAUGCCCCCAACCUGCUCAGCUGAAGAGGAUGGCUCAUUUGUCAGAUGGAGCGAUAGAGAGGCUGUGCAAAAAGCGUCAGAAAAGGCUGGUGUACCAGGCAAUAUCAGAGUGCCUGAUAUGCCGACACAUCUCGGAGGCUCAGAGAGCCCUGUGCCAGGAAGUAGGCUCUCAUGGGCUGACGUUCCUCUUUACACUGACUUCUUCUUUGGCGAUGCCCCGGUUGCAAUCCAUCACAACGCAUACAUCUCGGGGUUGAAAAAGUGGAGGUUGGAAAAUUGGUGGAAUAUGACAUGGUUUUACCCGCAUUUACGCGACCUAGUCAAUAUCCGGCUCCAAAAACAAGAGAGUCCAAGGCCUCUAGCGACGAUUGCUGUCGGGGGUACAGGAGAGAAAGAAAUUGUCUACUUGGCACCACCAGAGGACGUGGGGAGUGGAACGAUCAAAAGUUUCAGGUGGUCAAAUGACGGGACGGACACAGUAGUUGUCACCUGGGAUGGUAUCUGCCAGAAAGGCCAGGCGAAGUGGCACGAAUUGAUCUUCGGUGACAGAAAAGGGGCGGCCUCAGUCUGA